Rhodofomes roseus is the source of this 915-nucleotide messenger RNA. RefSeq lists its product as uncharacterized. Bases 184 to 837 code for a protein of 217 amino acids. The record is from RefSeq and is a predicted model, not a curated record. NCBI's taxonomy places the organism in Eukaryota, Fungi, Basidiomycota, Agaricomycetes, Polyporales, Fomitopsidaceae. The transcript has 3 exons.
GCAUUGUGUACUGCAUGCAUUGUACACUGCUGUCAACGCAAUAACUUUGACCGUCUCGACAAUCUCGCACUGAUCUGCCCCGCCGUGCCCCUAUUUCAAGGAUCGACUGCCGCACCGUUGUACGUUACGCUGCCUCAGGCCACCCCCUGAUCAAACUCUUCGCAUCAUCAUACUGCUACUACGAUGCCCUCUCGAUCGCCACUCACUGAACAAAGGCCACCUCGAGUUCGCCACUCGACGCCCACUGAACGUCCGCGUCGACCUCGACCUCGACCCCGGAAGCGGUCUGCGCAUCAUCAGUCAACGCAUUCUGACCCAGAAUCAGUGACGCUUUCGGAGAUCACUUCGUGUCUCGUGAGAGCUCUUCUGUGCAUGGGCCAGGAUAUCGCCUCUUGUUUCACCGAGCCGUUCAUCUAUGCAUGGCUUCUAGCGACUACAUCCCGCGCAGGACCGCACGACGUUCCCACGUUUGUCUUUCGACCACACGUCGAACCGGCUUCAGGAGGCAACUCGUUCGAGGAGGAAGAGGAAGUCUUCGCCAUGCUCCUCAACGAGGCAGACAUGGUAGACGACGAGAUGGACGCCGAAGAAGCGGCGCGGCGCGAACCUGUAUACGUCUGGGGAAGGAGGGGGCCUCAAGACGAUCCAGACUACCGGUCCUACGACUUCGCAAUGGAGAUACCACGAGGGCGGUUCUCGCAGAACCCACCAGCAUUCGUCAACGUCCAGGUGUCUGGGUUGUCCGAAUCGAACAUGCGCGUGGAAGUCAACCUUAGUUUGCAUGAUACCAGCGAGCCUAGCUCUAUACACUAUCAUGUACUCCAGCAUGACGAGUAGAUGGGCAAUGGAUCUGAACUUUCGAGUCACAGCGACGCUCUGGAGAUGGGACUCUGGUUCUUCCUUCAGAGAUCUACA